Mercurialis annua (annual mercury) is the source of this 1094-nucleotide messenger RNA. RefSeq names its product abscisic acid receptor PYL4-like. Gene Ontology annotation, cellular component: nucleus; cytoplasm. Gene Ontology annotation, molecular function: protein phosphatase inhibitor activity; signaling receptor activity; abscisic acid binding. The record is from RefSeq and is a predicted model, not a curated record. The transcript has a single exon. Lineage: Eukaryota; Viridiplantae; Streptophyta; Magnoliopsida; Malpighiales; Euphorbiaceae. Bases 201 to 833 code for a protein of 210 amino acids. Gene Ontology annotation, biological process: abscisic acid-activated signaling pathway.
ACAUAACAAAUUCAUUUGCCUUCUUCCCCAAAUAUUUACAAAAUUUAAUCCAACUUGACACAUUUUCAAAACCCUAAAUUUUAAUCCAUUUCUUUCUCUUCUCACAUAUAUAAACUCUAAAUAUCCCCAUGUAUUACGCAUAAAUCUUUAACCCUAAUUCUCAUAACUCAUAAUAUAAUCAUCAACAUAAACAAAAAAACAUGCCUUCCGCCGCUUCUCUACAGCAUCACAGAGCCACCUCCGCCGGCCCCGGCGGCGGCCUUUCUUGCCACAAGCAUUCAUGGAAGCCGGAGCCGGUUUCUUUGGAAAUAUCCCCGCCGGAAACUGUUUCUUGCUACCACACACGCACAGUAGGGCCAAACCAGUGUUGCUCCGCCGUGUUCAAGACUAUAAAUGCGCCUGUCUCCACCGUCUGGUCGGUGGUUCGGCGCUUUGAUAAUCCACAAGCGUAUAAACAUUUCAUCAAGACGUGUCACUUAAUCAACGGCGACGGAGAUGUAGGGACGUUAAGAGAAGUUCACGUAAUAUCGGGUUUGCCGGCGGAGUCGAGUACGGAAAGAUUGGAGAUUCUUGACGAUGAACGUCAUGUUUUCAGCUUUAGUAUGAUCGACGGCGACCACCGGUUGAAGAAUUACCGGUCAGUCACGACUCUCCACGCUUCUCCGAGCGGCAACGGUACGGUGGUUAUCGAAUCUUACGUAGUUGAUAUUCCGGCAGGAAAUACUAACGAGGAUACUUGUGAUUUUGUUGAUACAAUUUUAAGGUGCAAUUUGCAAUCAUUGGCUCAGAUUGCUGAAAAUAUGGCUAAGAAUAAUAAUAAUAGCAAAAUCUAGAUCAUAUUAUCGUAAUUAAUUUACCAUAAACUUUUUAAUGAUCUUGAUUUGUUUAAUUUCAAAUCUUUUUUUUUACAAUUUUUUUAAUUUUCGACUCGGUUUUGAUUUGAUCAUGUCGAUCGUUUAUUGCCGGAACUGAAUUGAGAAUUUGUAAAUCCAUGUAGCACUUCAUGAAGAUGUUGUUGUAUAUAGUACUUUGAUGCUAUAUGUCACCUUUGUUUUCCUUCAAGAUUUGCUAUGCUAAUUAUUACUCAUCGUAAA